GAUCACACAUCCAAUAUUCCUUAGCAUGGCGGUCUCCAAUUUUCAGAUAGUUUGUGCCGUAGCUGCGGUUGCAAUCGCUUCCUUUAUUAAUUUACCUGCUCCAAAUUUCUCUCAGAGGCUAGAGGAAUGGCGAAAAAUGGGGCAAUAUUUUAAUUAUGAGGGGAACGCGAUAUUCUAUCAAGAUUUUAGAGGCUAUAAGAAGGAUGAAGAUAUUGUGGUUCUCUGUAUUCAUGGAUUUCCUACCAGUAAUUAUGACUGGUCAAAGGUUUGGGAAAAACUCAAAAGAAAUUUUGGAAGAGUUAUUGCAGCAGAUAUGCUUGGUUUAGGAUUCAGCGAUAAGCCUCGUGGAAGAGAAUACACAGUAAUGGAGCAAGCCACAUUACAAGAGGCAUUUCUAGAUUACCUUGGAAUUACCAAAGUUCACAUUUUGGCCCAUGACUUGGGUGAUACAGUGGCUCUAGAGAUGCUUGCAAGAUAUGAAGAAAGGAAAAAGAAAGAGCUGGAUCCAGCAGAGUUUGUCAAAAUAGAGUCCCUUUGUUUAACUAAUGGAGGUAUAUUUCCAGACACAAACUUCCCUAAAGUAAUUCAGAAGUUAGUGUCAAAUCCAUGGUUUGGACCUCUUUUUACAAGACUAUUGAGCUAUCCAAUCUUUGCAAGAAGUCUUGCCUCAGUGUUUGGCCCUGGCACACGGCCUCCUAGAGAAGAGUUACAAGAUUUCUGGACCAUUAUGAGGCAUAAGGAUGGUUACCUUGUGGUACCCAGCAUUCUACAAUACAUAAAUGAGAGGAAAAAGAACAAAGCAAGAUGGACUGGUAUCAUGCAAACCACAACAGUGCCAGUGCACUUUAUCUAUGGACCUGCAGAUCCAAUCAAUCCUCCACAAACACUUGUCAAAUACAGGGAACUCGUUUUUAAAGGGACAUUUUCAACAAUGUCAGAGAAUAUUGGACAUUACCCACACUGGGAAGAUCCAGAUGGAUUUAUGGCAGCAUAUGAACACUUUCUGGUUAAGUUUAUUCCAGAAAAGUAAUCUUGAAUAUUUGAGAAUUUUAUCUAAAUUUUUUGAAAAAUAUCUUUUUACAAGCUUCCACAUGUUAUGAUUUAGUUAAAGAAACAAUCUUGAAUUUAAUGAAACUAUUAUAUAUUUUUACCUGAAACAAAAUACAUAAAAAUUCUUGUUCUGGAAAAAUCCCCUAACAUUCUUAUUGAUCAACUCCCAAAUUCCGCUAAACAAAACAGCACUGCUCGUGUCAACAUGCCACACAUCAUGUCAAGCAAUGAAAGAAUCAAUUGUUAAUUUUUAAUAGUAAUUUUAACAUAUCAACAGUGGUUUUUUUAGUCGUCUGUAAGGUUGUGCCUUGUAAGUCUACAACAUUUUAACCACUGAGUUGAUUAAUAUUGAUGUUGAUAAGAGUACAGACUGUGCUAAGCCACUGUCAAUUUGUUAAAAUUACUAUUAAUAAUAAUUAAAUUUCUUUUAAUUGAAUAAUGACACGUGACAAGGGUUUAUGAAUGGAGUUUAUUUCCUGAAUAACCUUCAGUUUGAAUAGUAACAAGAUUGGAAAGAGUAGAAUUCUUGACAAUGUUUGCAUGGUCAAUCUUUAACUACAAAUUCCUAAAUUAUAUUUUAUUCGCAACUCUAACCUAUGGAGCACUAAUAUCAGCUUAAAUUUUUGAGCAAGCUAAGUUACUGCAUAAUUUGUAAAUCACUGUGACUAGUGAACUUUUAGAAACUACAAUUAUUCAACUUUGUCCUAAUUUUCCUGUUGACAAAACUAUUGUCUAACAGGGUUUACACUACCUCUUUAUGUACGUUUAUCGAUUUUGAUGCAUCAACUCCUUGUACAGCAUUUGGUAUAAAAAAGUUGUUGUAGUACAAAAAUUUCUGGUAAGAGUUUCUCUAUACAGUUAUGAAAAAGCAAGGCCUUGUAGCAUUGGAUUUGAGUAAAAACAUGUUUUCACAGCAAAGAGAGAGAGACAAUGUUUAUUAAAUAAUCACCUGCAACUGUUCAAGAAACAGUGGGGUGCAAAAAGCAUAUAUACCAUAGAAAUGAAUAAAGAGGGUAAGUUUCUAAAGAAA
Messenger RNA from Stylophora pistillata, 2080 nucleotides. RefSeq names its product mesoderm-specific transcript protein. Gene Ontology annotation, molecular function: monoacylglycerol lipase activity. Lineage: Eukaryota; Metazoa; Cnidaria; Anthozoa; Scleractinia; Pocilloporidae. The record is from RefSeq and is a predicted model, not a curated record. Gene Ontology annotation, cellular component: membrane. Gene Ontology annotation, biological process: acylglycerol catabolic process.